Trichechus manatus latirostris (Florida manatee) is the source of this 7821-nucleotide messenger RNA. RefSeq names its product Rap guanine nucleotide exchange factor 2 (gene RAPGEF2). The coding region runs from base 4318 to 7713 and encodes 1131 amino acids. Gene Ontology annotation, molecular function: guanyl-nucleotide exchange factor activity; protein binding. The record is from RefSeq and is a predicted model, not a curated record. NCBI's taxonomy places the organism in Eukaryota, Metazoa, Chordata, Mammalia, Sirenia, Trichechidae. Gene Ontology annotation, biological process: small GTPase-mediated signal transduction. The transcript is spliced from 22 exons.
ACCAUUCAGGGUGCCAUUGAGAAUAUUUGUGAUUCAUGGGAAGAGGUCAGAAGUUGAUUCCAACCCUCAUGGAUGUCUCUGAGGGGUUCAAGACUUCAGUGGCUGAAGUAACUGCAGAUGUGGUGAAAUUAGAAAUGGAGCCUGAAGAUGCGACUGAAUUGCUGCAAUCUCAUGAUGAAAUUUCAACAUAAUGAGGAAUUGCUUCUUAUGGGUGAGCAAAGAAAGUAGGUUCUUGAGAUGGAAUCUACUCCUGGUGAAGAUGCUGUGAACACUGUUGAAACGCCAACAAAGGAUUUAGAAUAUUACAGAAAUCUAGUUGAUAAAGCAGCAGCAGGGUUUGAGAGGAUUGACUUCAAUUUUGAAAGAAGUUCUACUGUGGGUAAAAUGCUAUCAAACAGCGUCGCAUGCUACAGAGAACUCUUUCAUGAAAAGAAGAGUCAGUCGAUGCAGCAGACUUCACUACUGUCUGAUUUUAAGAAAUUGCCACAGCUACCCCAACCUUCAGCAACCACCACCCUGAUCUGUCAGCAGCCAUCAACAUCGAGGCAAGACCCUCCACCAGCAAAGAGAUUAUGACUUGCUGAAGGCCAAAUGAUGGUUAGCAUUUUUUAGCAAUAAAGUGUUUUUUAAUUAAAGUAUAUCGGUUGUUUUUUUAGAAUAAUGCUAUUCCACAUUUGAUAGACUACAGUAUAGUGUCAACAUAACUUUCACAUGCACUGGGAAGCCAGAAAAUUCCUGAGACUUGCUUCAGUGUGAUAUUCACUUUGUGGUGGUUUGAACCAAACCCAUGAUGUAUCUGAGGCAUGCCUGUUCUAUAUGUAUGAGUGUGAUAAUGUCAGUCUUUGUGGGGAGAAAAAUCAGCUGAUAGUCACAUUGUUUUGACUGUUAGGAUUUUUAUCUUUUUAGGAAAAAGCCCUCUGAUCUCACAUGCUUAAUUAACCACCGCUUACUGAAAUGUGUACGUGUCUUCUUCUUAUCUUCAGAUGUUUCCUUGUAGCUUUCAGUCUGUAAAAAUGUAUACCUUUGGUGGUGGUAGUGGGGUUAGCUUUUAUUGAUGGAAAGUUUAAGUUUUUGCAUUUAAAUUCUCCGGGCUUUACCAUCUCUGUGCUUUGAGAUCCACUAUGUAUAAAACGUUUUAGAGGAUUUAGUGUCAGUGACUUGAGGGGAGAUUUGUUUUGUAAUUGGAACCAAAACCUUCUUUCUUCUUUCUAUAGUCAUGUGCUGCAUAAUGGUCAUCUGGGCAACAUCUGACUGCAUAUACAUCUGUGGUCCCGUAAGGUUAUACAGGCAGUCGCCGGGUCACGAGUGCCUGACUUACACAGGCGGUCCCUGGGUGAGAAAUGUCCGACUGACACAGACGGUCCCUGGGUUACAAAUGUCCAACUGACACAGAUGGUCUCUGGGUUAUGAGUGUCCGACUGAUGCAGGCAGUCCUGGGUUACGAAUGUCUGACUUACGUACAACCUGUAUUUAUGAACCAAUCCUUAUAAAGUCUUUUAUGUUAAAAAUUCAAGGUAUAUACAGUGGUCCAUAAUAACAAACAGGCACUACUAUGCAAUGUUUAUCAAAACAUUCUUAUUAGUAUUCGUAUUACUGUAUUAUUAUGUUAAAAAUGUUUUAUGGUAUCUGGAAGUAUAUCUUUAAUGUUUUUUAUGCAUGGAAAGGUACAGUAUAUACUAUAUAGUAAGACAAACAUUUGACUGAUGUUUGAUACGAAGUGUACCUAACUGUUCCAACUUAACGUAUAAAUUCAAUUUAAAGACAGACUUAGGAACGGAACUUGUUUGUAAUGUGCGGACUGCUGGUAUAACCUUAUGGGACCAUGGACAUAUAUGCUGUCGGAUGUUGCCUGAAUGGAUGUUAGGCAGUGCGUGACUACACUCACCUUAAUAACUGGCCCUUGGUAUUUUUCUGUUCUUCUCUAGCCCGUGGUGUUUGCUCCCCUCUAACAUGAGAAAAUAAAAGAGAUCCUAAACAGGAAUUAGCCAUUAGCUGGUCACUCCAGGGAGGCCUGAUAGUAACUUUCCUGGAAACUAAGUCAGUGGAUAUAAGGGGUUGGGGCAAUGUGGUGAUUAUCUGAUAUUCUUUUGAGUAUUCACUCUAAAGUUAUGUCCCAUUGCCUUUUUACAAUUUAAAUCAAAUUCUCUAGUUUGAGAAAAUUGUAGAUUCACAUGCAGUUGUAGGAAAUCAUGCAGAGAAAUUGUGUAUCUUUUACACGUUUUCUCUCAUUGGUAACAUUCUGCAAGACUAUGGUGCAGUAUAUCCACAGCCAGGAUAGUGACUGAUAAAAUUGAGAUAUAGAACAGUUCCGUCUCCCUGAGGAUCCCUCCCGUUGCCAUUUUAUAGCCACAAUCACUACCCUUCUUCCACCUCUGGAAACCAGUAAUCUGUUCUCCACUUCUAUAAUUUUGCCAUUUCAAGAAAACAAACAAAAAACCAGUUGCCAUUGAGUAUUGAGUUGAUUCCAACUCAUAGCGACCCUAUGGGACAGAGUAGAAGUGCCCCAUAGGUUUACCAAGGCUAUGGAAGCAGACUGCCAUAUCUUUCUCCUGUGGAGCGGCUUGUGGGUUUGAACCGUCGAACUUUCAGUUCGUAGUUGAGUGUUUAAUCACUGUAUCACCAGAUCUCCUUUUGCCAUUUUAAGAACGUUAUAAAAUGGAAUCAUAGAGUGUGUUACUUUUUGUUGGCUUCUUCAUUCAACGUAAUUAAGGCUCAUUACCUUUUGGCUAAAAUGUCUGUUGUUAUCACUGAAUAGUUUGGGCAUGUGUUCCUGAAAAUACCAAUAAUAGCAGAAUUGGGAAUGCGUUGCAAAGGGGGAUGAAAUUAAAUAGUGACAAUGAAGUGAAAAUUUUAUAAUCUGUACAAAAUCUAAACCAAAUACCAUACGGUCUUGGAUGAACAAGUGUUGUGGUAGUGCAGAACAUUUGGGAUGUUUUGAUAGACAUAUUUUCUUUCCAUAAAAAGUGUUUUGGAUUAUAAUGGAAGUGGUGAGGCUAGCCUUAGCCAUCAUGAUUCCUUGUUCAAAGAAAUUAUUUGAUCUUUUUCAACUAAAGUAGCAGUUUUUUUUUGUUUUUUGUUUUUAACUAAUCAGAAGGAAGUUUAAUGAAUGUGUACAUCAAGGAGCCCCAAGGACCACACGUGGGACAACAUGAGCAACACAAUAAUGGCAGUGAUGGAUUAAACCCCUAGGGUAAAAAGAAAUAUCCACGAACCCAUAGUGAUAUAAGUAAGUAGUUGAAUAAAUCAAGAAGUAAAUGAUGGAGAGAGACAGCCCUUCCUUACAGUAGAAUUCUAAUUAAAAAAUAUUGAAGGAAUGAUGGAACUAGAAAAUCACCAGUGGGCAAACACCACAAUAGUAAUAGUUAACGAGGAAUCAUCAGUGGAUGCCAAAAUUAAUGGGUGAAAGUAUGGUGAAAAACAGGAUAUUACAUAGUCUCAAGGUGUCUCCCCGCAAGAUAAAUUAGUUAAUUACAAAGAGAGAAACAGUAACUUUGCAGUAAAGAAAACUAGUAACACUGUGUUAACCAGGUGAUCAGAGUUAACAUCAACCAGGAAUAAGACAUACCAGCGUCAUGCAUCUCCUGGUGUGAUGCACUGAGAAAUACACACAAUCUCUUCUGAGGAUGUCUUAACAAAACACCUCAACCUCAGCACAGGGAGACAGCAGACUGACUCACAUUUAAGGGCCCCUGAUGUGAAAAGAUUGAAGCAAACUCUAGUUGGAGGACAUUUAAAAUAGUGAUUAUAUAUGUAGUCGUGUGGGUACAUACGCAGACACACACAGCUACAAAUUAAAUGGGGGAGGAGAGCUAAAAUAAUUUUAAAUUAUUAAUCUGUAUUUUAUCAGUCUCAUGAUCCUAAAUUUAAGUAAAUUAGAAUAUUUGGUAUAAGGAAAAAAAAAUGUUAGAAUAUUCCCUGUACACUAAGCAAAAUAGAAAAUAAAUUGUGAUAGCAGCUGAAGGAAGUAAAAUCUGAGUGAAAUUUAAGCUAUAAGUUUUUUUCCCUUUUCCUUUUCUGGGAACUUAAUAAUUCUUUCACUUAAUUACUUUUAGUAGGAGUGAGGAGGUGGAAGGCAGAGAAGGAUGCAGCAAGGGUGUUUAAAAAGUCUAGUCAGAGGUACUGUAACAGCAGUGAAUGAUAGAGUUAUCUGAGUGUGAUUAAUACUUUAAACUUUUUCUGUUAGGAUCCAGAAGCGGGGAAAGCGGAAUUUCUUUUAAAAUCAAAUCGAAGUAGAAAUAUCUCUACAAGUCUGUUCUUCCCAUAUACAUAUAUGUGACAGCUUUGGCCAACGAUAAGUACGUGGAGAGGGCUUUCAUAAUGGAGGGUCAGAACUCGUCUGGAUACCUGAGUGAUAAGAAUCAGGAUCGGCACAGAGCUGGCUCCUGUGAGGUGGAGGAUCUGGAAAUAGUGUAUUCCUAUUUACAUGGUAUGGAAGCCUUAUCAAACUUGAGGGAGCAUCAACUUAGGUUAAUGUGUGAAACUGUGAGAUACGAAAGACACGAAGCCAAUGAAGUCUUGUACUAUCCUGAUGAUAUUGGGACCUGCUGGUAUAUCCUUCUCUCUGGUUCCGUGUUCAUCAAGGAAUCCAUGUUUCUUCCAAGAAGCAGUUUUGGCAAGCGUUCUGCGGGAAGCUUUAGGCGUGGCUGUGAAUGCAUCGUUUUAGAGCCUUCUGAAAUGAUUGUGGUGGACUAUAUGGAUGAAAAUGAAGAAUAUUUUCAGCGUCAAGCUUCUCAUCGACAGUCUCGAAGGAGAUUUAGAAAAAUCAACCAAAAAGGUGAAAGACAAACAAUUAUUGACACUGUGGAUCCUUAUCCUGUGGGUAAACCACCUUUGCCUAGAGGAUAUCAUACGGAAUGCACUAAAUCUCAGCUUCCUGCAGAUUUCACAAAACUACACCUUACUGACAGUCUCCACCCACAGGUGACCCACGUUUCUUCUAGCCAUUCAGGAUGUAGUAUCACUAGUGAUUCUGGAAGCAGCAGUCUUUCUGAUAUCUAUCAGGCCACAGAAAGUGAGGCUGGUGAUAUGGACCUGAGUGGGUUGCCAGAGACUGCGGUGGAUUCUGAGGAUGAUGACGAUGAAGAAGACAUUGAGAGGGCAUCAGAUCCUCUGAUGAGCAGGGACAUUGUCAGAGACUGCCUAGAGAAGGACCCAGUUGACAGGACAGAUGAUGACAUUGAACAACUGUUGGAAUUUAUGCACCAGUUGCCUGCUUUUGCCAAUAUGACGAUGUCUGUGAGACGGGAACUCUGUGCUGUGAUGGUAUUUGCAGUGGUGGAGAGAGCAGGGACCAUUGUGUUAAAUGAUGGUGAAGAGCUGGACUCCUGGUCAGUGAUUCUGAAUGGUUCUGUGGAAGUUACUUAUCCAGAUGGAAAAGCAGAGAUACUAUGCAUGGGAAACAGUUUUGGUGUCUCUCCUACCAUGGACAAAGAAUACAUGAAAGGCAUAAUGAGAACAAAAGUGGAUGACUGCCAGUUUGUCUGCAUAGCACAGCAAGAUUACUGCCGUAUUCUCAACCAAGUAGAAAAGAACAUGCAAAAAGUCGAAGAGGAAGGAGAGAUUGUUAUGGUAAAAGAACACCGAGAACUUGAUCGGACUGGAACAAGAAAGGGGCACAUUGUCAUCAAGGGCACUUCAGAAAGACUAACAAUGCAUUUAGUGGAAGAGCAUUCAGUGGUGGAUCCAACAUUCAUAGAAGACUUCCUGUUGACCUAUAGGACUUUUCUUUCUAGCCCAAUGGAAGUGGGCAAAAAGUUGUUGGAGUGGUUUAAUGACCCGAGCCUCAGGGAUAAGGUUACACGGGUAGUAUUGUUGUGGGUGAAUAAUCACUUCAAUGACUUUGAGGGAGAUCCUGCGAUGACUCGAUUUCUAGAAGAAUUUGAAAAUAAUCUGGAAAGAGAGAAAAUGGGUGGACAUCUGAGGCUGUUAAAUAUUGCGUGUGCAGCUAAAGCAAAGAGAAGAUCAAUGACAUUAACAAAACCCUCCCGAGAAGCUCCUUUGCCUUUCAUCUUACUGGGAGGCUCAGAGAAGGGAUUUGGAAUCUUUGUUGACAGCGUAGAUUCAGGUAGCAGAGCAACCGAAGCAGGCUUGAAACGUGGGGAUCAGAUACUAGAAGUCAAUGGCCAAAACUUUGAAAAUAUUCAGCUGUCAAAAGCCAUGGAAAUUCUUAGAAAUAACACACAUUUAUCUAUCACUGUGAAAACCAACUUAUUUGUAUUUAAAGAACUUCUAACUAGAUUAUCAGAAGAGAAGAGAAAUGGUGCUCCUCACCUCCCUAAAAUUGGAGACAUCAAAAAGGCCAGCCGCUACUCCAUCCCAGACCUUGCUGUAGAUGUAGAGCAGGUGAUAGGACUGGAGAAAGUCAAUAAAAAAAGCAAAGCCAACACUGUUGGAGGAAGGAACAAGCUCAAAAAGAUACUUGACAAGACCCGGAUCAGUAUCUUGCCACAGAAACCGUAUAAUGAUAUUGGCAUUGGCCAGUCUCAGGAUGACAGCAUAGUAGGAUUAAGGCAGACGAAGCACAUCCCCACUGCACUGCCUGUCAGCGGAACCCUGUCAUCCAGUAACCCUGACUUACUGCAGUCCCAUUAUCGCAUUUUAGACUUCACUGCUACUCCCGACCUGCCGGACCAAGUGCUAAGGGUUUUUAAGGCUGACCAGCAGAGCCGAUACAUCAUGAUCAGUAAGGACACCACAGCGAAGGAAGUGGUCAUUCAGGCUAUCAGGGAGUUCGCUGUCACUGCUACCCCCGAUCAGUAUUCACUGUGUGAGGUGUCUGUCACUCCUGAGGGAGUCAUCAAGCAAAGAAGACUUCCAGAUCAGCUUUCCAAACUUGCUGACAGAAUACAACUGAGUGGAAGGUAUUAUCUGAAAAACAACAUGGAAACAGAGACGCUUUGCUCAGAUGAAGAUGCUCAGGAGUUGCUGAGAGAAAGCCAGAUUUCCCUGCUGCAGCUCAGCACUGUCGAAGUGGCCACACAGCUCUCCAUGCGGAAUUUCGAACUCUUCCGCAACAUUGAACCGACUGAAUACAUAGAUGAUUUAUUUAAACUCAAGUCCAAAACCAGCUGUGCCAACCUGAAGAAAUUUGAAGAAGUCAUUAACCAGGAAACAUUUUGGGUGGCGUCUGAAAUUCUCCGAGAGCCCAACCAGCUGAAGAGGAUGAAGAUCAUCAAACACUUCAUCAAGAUAGCGCUGCACUGUCGAGAGUGCAAGAAUUUCAGCUCCAUGUUCGCGAUCAUCAGUGGUCUGAACCUGGCACCAGUGGCAAGACUGCGAACCACCUGGGAAAAACUUCCCAAUAAAUACGAAAAGCUGUUUCAAGAUCUCCAAGACCUGUUCGAUCCUUCCAGAAACAUGGCAAAGUAUCGCAACGUCCUGAAUAGUCAAAACCUACAACCCCCCAUAAUCCCGCUGUUCCCAGUUAUUAAGAAGGAUCUCACAUUCCUUCACGAAGGUAACUAUUCAGAGGACUUGCACCCUCACUGGGUGGAGCAUAGAGGAAAUGCCGUUGUGAUCCCCUUUUUAUUUUUGCCGAUUGCAGGCAAUGACUCCAAAGUAGACGGGCUGGUCAAUUUUGAGAAGUUAAGGAUGAUCGCAAAAGAAAUUCGUCAUGUUGGCCGCAUGGCUUCGGUUAACAUGGACCCUGCCCUCAUGUUCAGGACCCGGCAUAAACUCACCACAGGCUUUAAAGAAGAUCCUCUCUUUGUCUGAGGAAGGAAGUUCCGAACGUCACAAGAAGCAAGCAGAAGAUACGAUCUCAAACGUGUCUUCACAGCUUUCCUCUCCUCCUACUUCUCCACAGACUUCUCCAAGGAAAGG